GUUCCAACGGCUCAAGGUCCGUUACAAUACGGAGUACUCCGUACACAGAACAUGGCCGGCCGGUGGACGGCUGGCUGGCGAGAUCGGCUAGCCGCUCUGGGAAAUCCAAUUAAGGGUGGGAUGGGCAUUUGGACCCCUGCACAUGAGCACAAUCAGAUUCGUGACCUAACCCCACACUUGCAACCGACCGCCGGUACUGGGCGCUCGCUGGUUGCCAACCCGGGGCUGGUAGCCUGGCAGGCUGGCUGGCUGGCACUUGUUCCGACCGAGGGCGAGCACUGAUCUCACAAUGAAGUCUCCUUUGCGACACCCCCGGCUCACCUUUGCGAUUUGACGGUGACUCGACCUGCUGCUGGACUUGUACGGAACCGAAGAACCGUCUGCGAUUCUCUCCUUCACAGCAAUUAUUGCCCAAGCUGCAACUGCCCCCCCCCUCCCCCAAGUCUCGCUCGUCCUCCGGCCCACCAUGCCUCCCAAAAAGGCCCAUGACGACUCGGAACCCAAGUCGACCCAUACCAAAGAGAAGAACGGCCACGGCCACGCCAACGGGAAGAUGCGCCGUGUCGCCAGUUCCACCGGGUCGAACUUGAAAGAGGUCACAAACGCUGCAAACAUGCCCUCACCUCCCACAGAGGCGGUCGCGACAAACGCACCCGCUGCAAACCCAAGCAUCCAGUGGACCACCUUCGACCGUGACUUUCUUCACCGAUACCGCCGCGAGCACCACCUCGCAACCCCGACCGCCUACGCAAGCGACUACCGCUCGUGGGUCCUGACCAAGCCCGGCAGCAUUGGCCUCCACUCCCCAACACUAGCAAGAAAACAAGCCUUCCGACGCCAGACCAAGGGCCAGUUGGCGAACACGGUGCGGAAGCACUUCAGCAGUCAGGCCGUCCAGGAGAAUGACGCCGUCGUGGACUUUGUGCACCGGGUCAGAAGAGGUCGGCUGACCAAGACGAGCAUUCUGCCCAGGGCAGGGAAGAAAAUGACGGAGCCUGACAGGAUAUGACUGCUCGUCCGUCAUCAACAAAGUGUAUUUAUGGGUAAAUAUGUAUCUCGCGGCUGGCGUUGAGGGCGGUCAAGGUGGCACUCACAGGCAUUGGUUUCCGGUGGCCUAGGCUUGAUUUUUUUUUUUACGGUUCUCUGCUCUGGGACGGAAGCAGAAAGAUUCUGGUGGAGGGCCAGACUGGCGUUGGGCAUUCAUGCAUUAUGACUUAAAGAUACUCCUAUACUGGGUUUCCAGUGUUCGUCAUACGGAUCAAUCUCUAGACUACAUCUCCUG
This is a messenger RNA of Diaporthe batatas, 1282 nucleotides long. RefSeq lists its product as uncharacterized. The record is from RefSeq and is a predicted model, not a curated record. Gene Ontology annotation, cellular component: histone deacetylase complex. Bases 467 to 1009 code for a protein of 180 amino acids. Gene Ontology annotation, molecular function: protein binding; transcription coregulator activity. NCBI's taxonomy places the organism in Eukaryota, Fungi, Ascomycota, Sordariomycetes, Diaporthales, Diaporthaceae. Gene Ontology annotation, biological process: regulation of DNA-templated transcription. The transcript has 2 exons.